GCCGGUAUUACACUAUCAAUACUUGAGUUGAGUACAGAGUAUAGGUAGUUGAGUUUAGGAGUCGGAGUUUUGUGUAUGCUGUUCGACGACAUGGGACGUUGAUAGUUAUGAUUCUCUCAUUUCAUUGCACAAGACGACCUGAUGUGAUCCGAGAGGGAUAAUAGCAUAUGAAUGUGAGGUAAAAUAUAUGAGCAAAGUUGUGGCCAUUGUUCUCCCGGUUAUAUUUACACUCUUUAACUGCAGUAAAUGCAACUGUUGAGUAUUCGCUUGAACUCUGUAACACUGAGGAUUUCGCAGUUUUCCGGUUAUAUGAAGAUGUCAAUUUCUGGCUUGUCUGUUGAACACCACUGAUGAAGAGUGUGCUGUGUAUGACACUCAGUAGAGAUUUGCUUAACGGUGGCUUCAACGCAACAUCUACAAUGCGGACCCCUGAAUGCUCUUGUAAAAGGGAAAAAGCACAAGGAGAUUGAGAGUACAAGAGCUGAGACUCAUGGAAGUGGACAUGGUGCGCAUGUUACUCUUAAGGAGGAGGCAAGAGCGUCGAAGGUGGACACGUCAGCUUAGUGGAAUGAGGCACCAUGCAAUAUGGCAACGUAACCUGAGGGACGAGAUGAAUCCAUUUGAAAUGCCCGAGAGCAACUUCAUGGCAAAAUACAGACUGAGUCGGGAGGUGGUCUGUAAUUUGGUUGAGGAACUGCGGCCGUACGUGAAAGGCCGUCAAAGAACUACAGCCAUUCCUCUGCACUUGAAGGUUUUGACAACUCUUCACUUCUUGGGACAUGGGUCUGUUCAAAAGGGGGUAGGGGCUGACAAUGUAGCUGCCAUGAGUCAGCCAAGCGUUUCAAGGUGCAUUGAUGAAGUUGUGAAGGCUCUUAAUGUGCCUGCAAUUCUGAGGGCUGGUGUCCCCUUUCCUGAUACACGAGAAGAAAGGUUUCGUAUUAUGCAAAGGAACUUCAGAUGCUCAUCCAUUCAUGGUGUCAUUGGGCUUGUGGAGGGAGCUCAUGUAAUUAUUGCAGCUCCUGAUGUUCACGAAGAGCAGUAUGUGAACAGGCAUGGCACACAUUCCCUGAAUGCUCAAGUGGCAUGCGACUCGGACAUGAUGAUCAUAAAUAUCUUGGCACGAUACCCUGGGUCAUUGAGUGACUCCUUUGUGUGGGCCAGUUCUGCACUUAGAUCGAAAAUAGAAGAGUUGUAUAGAGGAGGAGAAGAAUGCUGGUUAUUAGGGGAUUCUGGAUACCCUAAUGAACCGUGGCUCCAUAUACCAGUAACUGAUCCUCUACCUAACAGCAGAGAAGCCAGUUUUAAUCAAGCCCACAUGAUAGUUAGAAGCAUUGUGAAGAACACAAUAGGACACCUACGCAACAGAUUCAGGUGUUUAAAUAAACACAGAGUACUGGAAUACAACCCAGUGAAAGCAGGCUUCAUUACAAAUGCGUGUGCAGUUUUGCACAACAAAUGUGUGACUGCUCAUAUUCCUCUGCCUCAAUCUGAAGCAGAUCACAGUGACAGCAGCAGUGAUGAAGAUGAGCCACCACCAGUGGUGAAUGAAGGCCACGCAAGAGACAGAUUGCUGCAGGAGGCUCGAGUUGUCAGAGCGGGAAUUAUUGCCAGAUUGCCCCCACUUCCACCUGGUGGGCCCUACAACCCUUGCAGGGCCCAUUCACAUUACUAAAGAUAGUAUUUGUCUCAAAUUUUCAGAAACAUGGAAUUUCUUUUAUUAGAGUAGAAUCCCCAUGAAUUUCCUCCUGUGGUUAAUUUACUAUGUGAUAGAAAUGUUUGUUUUAUAUCUGUGCUGCAGUCUGUGUGAAAUUUGCAUUCCAUACUAACCGUUUCAGCACAGUAACCAAUUUAUCUUUCAGUAAGCUUGUCCCCAGUUAAAGUAACAGAUACUGUGAGGUAACAGACACUGUGAGGUAGCCAUCUUUGAUUUUUAUGUAAUGAAAAUGAUGUUAACUCUUUAGAUAAGAAUUUAUUUCCUCAAUCAAGACAAAUUACCUUUUAAAAGCAAGUCAGCAUGUUACAAUUUCCUCUGUAUUUUAGUGAAAGUAUUGUUUCAUUAGUACUGUAAUGAAAGUCUGAGUCAAAUUUGUACAAACAUGAUUUAAUAAAUUAGUAUAAAAGCAUGAAUACAUAGUUUGCAUCACUGACAUGAAUUUUUAAUUAUGCUUCAUUGCUUGCUUCGAUUUCAAUGUCUGAUUAGAAUGUAAUAUAAUUCAAACCAAAUUUCGCUGUUUACACUACUCAUUGUCUCUCCUAUGCCUCAGGUACUCCUCCAGUCUGGAAGAACAUACAACAGUUAAACAAUAAAUAAGCUGGGGAAAAAUCAAAAGAUUGAAAUUUAUUUGAAAUUUACUCCUUCAUGGCUCAUACAAACACGCCAGCUGCUCCUACAAAUGCCUCACCUGUAUUUUCAAUGGCAACAGUUCUGUGUUCUUCACACUGAAGCUGUGCACGUCUGAUGGUGUUUUGCUCCUGCAUCCAUAUCAACUGUUGUCUGGUGUUGUCUACCUGAGGAUCAUCAUCUUUGGCAGCUGCACCACCUACAUUUACCAAAAUAAUCUAAGUUACAAGAUCAAAAUAUUAAAAAACGAUUAACUUCUGCAGAUUAACUUUAGGUGAUAAUGACAAUGGUACUAUGUUUGCACUUCUUCACAAUUGUAGCACACGAAGAUUCAGUUACAUGUGAAGCAGGAAUGAACCCUGAUAUAUAGAGCAUACAUUCUUAUGGUGAAGCCAAAGAUUUUGUAGUCAGAGCUGGUGAUACAUUGUCUGAUGAAAUAUCCAAUGCAGACAUUAUGGCUGGUCCUUCCAGUGGAAGGACAACACAUUCGCCCAUUUCCAUUGUAUCUUAAUCAUAUGAGUAAUUUUGGGUGUCCUGCAAUACAGAAUUACAUUAGUUGAAUUUAGGAAAUCUUUGAAACACUCACUGAUGUUUACAGGAAGGAAGGUAGUAACUGCACAAGUAUCUUGCGAAAUGGCUUAUGAAACAAGGCUCAGAGACAUUGGCAUCCACAUGUCUUGCUAGAGGCCAAAGAAAGUACACCAAUACCUGACAUGCUAUGAUUAAGGUGUCUGGUACUUCUUCAUGUCCAGAAACAACGCACGGACCCAAGAAGACAGGAGGCCGCCCCCUGAGACAGGUCAGGGGCUUAGCUUUUGUACUUAGUCCUCCUCCUGUUUUCUGUGUUUCCUUCUGUGCUAGAGAAGCUUUUGCCUAUACAUCACUUCUCCGUUCUUGCCAUGUCUCAUAUGAAAUAGACAUAAAAGAAAAUAAAUAAAUGAGCUCCAACAUUGAUGCGUAAUAUUUAGUGAAAACAGUCUGUAAUCAGCAUUGCAUCACAGUGUACGUACGUUACCUUCAUCCAUUUAUCUGCUGUUGUCAAUGCUCUGUUGGGCAGGCUGUUGAGCUUGGUUGCAGAUUGUUUGCAAAAGUCUCUGCUUUUGUUAGACUCCAUCUGUUCCUGUGACUCCCAGUCUGUAGUGCUGUAUGUUUCAUCAUGAAAUCCAACAUCAGCAUUCACUGCUUUGUGGAGAUUCAUGUAAACUAAUGUUUUCGGGACCUUACCUACACAACACAU
Molecule: messenger RNA, 3578 nt
Organism: Schistocerca piceifrons (Central American locust)
Lineage: Eukaryota; Metazoa; Arthropoda; Insecta; Orthoptera; Acrididae
Product: putative nuclease HARBI1
Exons: 9
Coding region: 491-1672 (393 amino acids)
Source: RefSeq, a predicted model, not a curated record